UUGUGCGGUUGUGGGUGAGGCCGGCCGGCGGGCGCGGGAGGAAGUCACGUGGGCGCGCGGGUUCACAUGACUGGUCGCGCGAUGGACCCGCUGCCCGCCGUGGCAGUCGGGUCUGCAGCUGAGGCGGAGGCUGACGAGGAGGCGGAUCCCCCGGCGACAGGCUCGCCAGCACUCCCCGUCAUCGAGUGGGAGGACCUGGUCCCCAGGUCAAUGCAGAUGCCGCAGGGCAACCCGUUGCUGCUGUCCUUCACUCUGCAGGAGCUGCUGGCCAGAGACAGUGUGCAGGUGGAGCUCAUUCCUGAGAAGAAGGGGCUCUUCCUGAAGCACGUGGAGUAUGAGGUGUCCAGCCAGCGCUUCAAGACCUCCGUGUGCCGUCGGUACAAUGACUUUGUGGUCUUCCACGAAAUGCUGCUGCACAGGUUCCCGUAUCGCAUGGUGCCAGCCCUUCCGCCCAAGAGGAUGCUGGGAGCUGACAGGGAAUUCAUCGAGGGCCGGAGGAGAGCCCUGAAGCGCUUCAUCAACCUGGUGGCCAGGCACCCCCCGUUCUCUGAGGAUGCCACCCUCAAGCUGUUCCUCUCAUUCAGUGGCCCAGAUGUGCAGAACAAGCUUAGGGAAGCAGCCCAGGGUGUUGGGGAUGAAUUCCUGAACUGUAAGCUGGCUACUAGGGCCAAGGACUUCCUCCCCACUGACAUCCAGACGCAGUUUGCCAUGAGCCGGGAGCUUAUUCGAAACCUGUACAACAGCUUCUACAAGCUGCGAGACCGGGCCGAGCGAAUUGCAUCCAGGGCCAUUGACAAUGCAGCUGAUCUUCUCAUAUUCGGGAAGGAACUGAGUGCCUUAGGGUCUGACAUGACCCCACUGCCCUCCUGGGCCACCCUGCACCUGAGCACCUGGGCCUCACUAAAGCAGGCUAUGAAGGGCCUAUCUGUGGAGUUUGCAGUGCUGGCAGACAAAGCUGCGCAACAGGGCAAACAAGAAGAGAAUGAUGUGGUGGAGAAGCUGAACCUUUUCCUGGAUUUGCUUCAGGCCUAUAAAGACCUGUGCGAGCGACAUGAGAAGGGUGUGUUGCACAAGCACCAGCGUGCCUUGCACAAGUAUGGCCUGAUGAAGAGGCAGAUGAUGAGUGCUGCCGUGCAGAACUGUGAGCCUGAGUCUGUGGAGCAGCUUGAGUCCCGCAUCGUGGAGCAAGAGAAUGUGAUCCAGACCAUGGAGCUUCGCAACUACUUCUCUCUGUACUGCCUGCAUCAGGAAACGCAGCUGGUCCACGUGUACCUUCCCCUCACCUCCCAUAUCCUUGGGGCCUUCGUGAACUCUCAGAUUCAGGGACACAAGGAGAUGAGCAAGGUGUGGAAUGACCUGAAACCGAAGCUCAGCUGUCUCUUUUCUGGACCCCACAGUGCGCUGACUCCACCACGGUCCCCUGCAGAGGACAGCCUAUGUCCCCACUAGUGCCCAAGGCCACAGCAGAGCUCCCUGUGACUCACUAAAACCUCUUUGCAAAUGGUGUGUCCCUGGCUGAUUCCCUUUGGAUGGCGGCUGCUGCCCCUUGGGGCCUGGAGGGACUGAAGCAGAGGAGCUCAUGUUGUCCAGGGCCAUUGGGGCACAGCCAGCUGCCUCUGUCCCAUUCCUGGGUGGGAGGCUGUACCCUUGACCAGCUUGGUUGUCUGUGGGCCCAUUGGAAAAGAUGAAAUUCUCUGGGAUUUUUUCCAGAGGGCUAGAGUUGGGUGGGGGGUAAGGAUUAUUCCCAUACUGCAGGUCAUGCCUAGGGAGUGCUUAGAUACACAGCAGUCCAGUGGGCUCUCACCUGGAGCAGGGGUCAGCCAAGUAGGGGAAAGGGCAGGCAGGACUGUCCCAUGGGCAGGUAGCUAUCAGACAAGUAUAUGGCCUGUCGCUGAUGGGGAAAGGUUGUACUGUGGACUGGGGCCCCAGCACAGCUGGCUGGGCCACUGCUAUGUGCAUCAGAACAGAAGGCAAGGCAGGGAGGCCAGCUGAUGCAGAAAGGCUCUAGCGCAUUGCGUGUGUCUUCAGAGACUGGGCUGGGGCUUGCCUGCAGGCUGCACGUCCCGAGCUGCCCUCUGCACACACAUGAUGCUGAGGGCUUCUUGAAUGUAAGAUCAGGAGCACUGAGAUCCCUGGGGUGAUGGCAAGGAGGCUCUGCCUGCCUGCCUGAGGCUGGAAGAUGCUGUUUCUUUAAUAUUCUUGGUGGCCACUGUUGGAGGCUAGACUGUGGGACACUGAGGCUUAAGAGGUGGGCCAGGGGGCAGGUGUGGGGUAGGGAGACUGCUGGCUGGGCUUUGAAGGGCAGCAUCAUUGGGCUGAGCCUUUGCAACCAUUUUCGUUUUCUGAAGACCCCUCUUGCCUGCUGGAGCUGGUCUCGUGCUCUGUGGGGUCAGGUCUGAGUGAUGGCUGUUCUCAUUCCUUCCAAACUGGACAUGUAGGGUAUUUGUUUGGCUCAGGUGUCACUGAGCCCUGUCCUUGAUGGCCAGGGAAAGACUGGGAAGAGGCAUGCAACAUUUCUGAAGUUCUCCCAUCUUGUGAUUCCUGCCUGCUACCCAGUGACUUUCUCAGGGUGGAGGAAGGCCUGGCUGGCUCUGAGCCCUGUGGGCCAGAGUGAAUCCGGGCCACCUUAUUCUGGUAGAUAGCUGCGUGGGAUCCACUGGGAGGAUGUGAUAGCUGUGAUUCAGUGCUGCUCCUGCCAUGUGGAUGUGCAGACUGCCCAUGCCUUCCUGCUAUAGGGCUGCCAGAGAGCAGACUGUCCUGUGGUUCAGGGUGGCUCAUGCCUACAUCGUCCCUUCGCAGUGUGGCCCUGAGCUACUCUCCCGACUGUUCCUGGAGCCCUGACCCUAAGGCCUUCUGUCAUGCUGCUGAGCGGAGGCCCUGGGGCCUGGGCAUGUCUCCAUGUUGGGGAGGCACGCACUUCUCACAUGGGCUGUUGGCAAAAGACAUUCCUAGCAUGCCUUCAACAUGUACUCUGUGUGUGACAGAGAAACUGGGGAGUGAAUCCAGCACCUGGGACGUGCUAAGCAAAGAUUUACACCCUCAGCUGGUCUUUAAAAAUUGUACCCUCUUUGAUAGAGGGUCUUGCUAAAUUGUUCAGACUGGCCUCAAACUUUUGAUCUUCCUGCCUCAGCCUCGUGAACAGCUGGAAUUAUAUGUGUAUACCACCAUGCCUGGCCAAAACAAACUUUUAUCUUUUAAAAACUGGCAAGGGACCAGGGGUGAGAGUGAUAUGAUUGUGUACCUGGUGGCCUCUCACAGCAGUGGGAUGGAGAGGAUGACAGUCUGCAUGCCCUGUGGGAGCUCCUGUGCCCUAAGAGUAUGUGUGGACAGAAGCUUCCUUACUUGCUGUCUGCCAUGUCCCACCCCUAGGUGCUUUAGGAAGGGACCUGUGCAGCACCCCUGGCCCAGGCUGGCAGAGUCUGCUCAGCUUUGACUCCAGGAAACCUGCUCCUAACUCCAGGGUGGAGGUCCCAACUCCCUUUCUGCUCUCCUGCUGCUCAGCCUGUGUAUCCAACUAUGGCCUGGCCCGAUGGAAGGAUGCUGGGCACCAUCCUCGCAGGAGAUGAGGCAUGAUAUGCAAUGUCGUGUUGUCCUGGUGAGGAAGGUUGAGGAGGUGUUCAGCUGUGGUCUUGGCUGAUGGCCCUGUGGCCAGAGGGAGGUGACUACCUGCAGGAAGUGCUGGGCACAUUUCUGUCAGGCCCGGCAAGCUCUGGUGGUGUGUUGCUGGGCUUAAGGCCAUAAAAGAAAAGGAUUGCUGUGGUCCUGUGUAGGACCCAGAACUGAAAUCUGCACUGUUCCUUUUCUUGUGUGGCCCAAGCCAGCUGUUCUGUAAGAAGCACUUUCCAUGGCUGCAGGAAUCCUUACUGCCACACCCAAUAAACUGGAACUGUUUACACACAA
This is a messenger RNA of Cavia porcellus (domestic guinea pig), 3900 nucleotides long. RefSeq names its product sorting nexin 8 (gene Snx8). The record is from RefSeq and is a predicted model, not a curated record. Gene Ontology annotation, molecular function: phosphatidylinositol binding. Gene Ontology annotation, biological process: early endosome to Golgi transport; intracellular protein transport. The transcript has 11 exons. Gene Ontology annotation, cellular component: early endosome membrane. The coding region runs from base 67 to 1449 and encodes 460 amino acids. Lineage: Eukaryota; Metazoa; Chordata; Mammalia; Rodentia; Caviidae.